AUGCUGACUGGAAUGGAGGAGCUCAAAAGGAAAAGGCAAAACGGAUUCAGCACGGGAAGAACCACGCCACGACAACAACCAGGUCUCGCUGCCCUGGCUCAGCUGGAUCAAGGAACACAACAAAACCGACGAACGGCUGAGACGGGAGAGAGACAGCGCUGCUGA
Messenger RNA from Besnoitia besnoiti, 165 nucleotides. RefSeq lists its product as uncharacterized. The record is from RefSeq and is a predicted model, not a curated record. Lineage: Eukaryota; Apicomplexa; Conoidasida; Eucoccidiorida; Sarcocystidae. Bases 1 to 165 code for a protein of 54 amino acids. The transcript has a single exon.